This is a messenger RNA of Durotheca rogersii, 1335 nucleotides long. RefSeq names its product arginine-tRNA-protein transferase. Gene Ontology annotation, cellular component: cytoplasm. NCBI's taxonomy places the organism in Eukaryota, Fungi, Ascomycota, Sordariomycetes, Xylariales, Xylariaceae. The transcript has 4 exons. Bases 1 to 1335 code for a protein of 444 amino acids. The record is from RefSeq and is a predicted model, not a curated record. Gene Ontology annotation, biological process: protein arginylation. Gene Ontology annotation, molecular function: arginyl-tRNA--protein transferase activity.
AUGCAGGCCACCCCUGACGAUACGUUCUUGUAUAUAACGCCAAUUGGCUAUAGGAAAUCACUUAACUGCGGCUACUGCCGAACCCCAGGUUCUGGCCAUUCCUACUUUGCACGUUCGUCAUCUAUGACCCCAGCCACCUACCAGACUUUGAUCGAUCGGUGCUGGAGGCGGUCCGGAUCACUUCUUUACAAGACAAACCAACGGGAUGCUUGCUGCCCACCCUAUACUCUUCGUGUCGACUCCAGCCGCUUUCGGGCAGGGAGGGAUCAACGGCAGGCCGUCAACCGCUUCAACAAAUACGUGAUAGGCGAUGCCUACGCAAAGGUAGCCGCUCGCCUUUAUCCAAAGUCACGCGAGCAGGCUAGGAAGCGGGAUACCGAGUUCGACUUGGUCGAAAGAAUUCAUGAGAGCGAAGCUAGAGUAUUGAAGCAGCCGCCUGCGCCUGCCCACACUUUUACCGUCACCCUGGAACCUGAUGAUUUCACCGAGGAGAAGUAUCUCUUAUUUGCGAACUAUCAACAAGUUGUCCACCGAGAAGCUCCCUACUCUACCACUCGUUCAGAGUUUAGGAGGUUUCUCUGCCGCUCGCCGCUGAAGCAGCAACAAUUUACGGCGCCUGACGGACGGCAGCGUCAGCUGGGCUCCUUCCAUCAGUGCUACCGACUUGACGGGAAACUGGUAGCGAUAGGCGUCCUGGACCUUCUUCCUGAUUGCGUCAGUGCCGUCUACUUUCUAUAUCAUGAGUCCAUCCACAAAUUCUGUCCGGGGAAGCUCGGAGCUCUUCAAGAGAUAGCACUGGCUAUAGAAGGAGGCUAUCGAUGGUGGUAUCCCGGCUUUUAUAUCCGCACGUGUCCUAAGAUGAAGUACAAGAUGGAUUUCUCGCCACAACAAAUCCUUAAUCCAGACACCCUGGAGUGGGUAGACGUAACUCAGGACAUCCUCAGCAAGUUUGACAACCAGGGUUACUUAGAUUUUGGUAAGAACGGAGACGGCACGGAAGGGGCUACUACGCUGCCGGAAGUUAGGGGCAAUGCCGACAGAAUGUCAGGUGUUAAGGACGAUGAGAGCGACGAGGAGGCGUCCCUAUUCCACAGCAAUAUGCCGGGGAUUCCAUCGCUAGAAGAUAUGAGCUCACUCGACUUGGAUCGCCUCUUUACGCGUCUCAACUCAGAAUGCUGUUAUGCCGUCGACCUAUUCGAUUGGCACGACGAAAGCAUCCGCGACAAGAGUACGACUAAGGCAACGGUGGCAGAGCUGGUGGCAGCUGUCGGCCCGGAGUUUAUGGAUAUUAUAUGUCUGGACUUCGAUAACCCUAGAAGAGACUCAGAGUCCUAG